Molecule: messenger RNA, 1180 nt
Organism: Austrofundulus limnaeus
Lineage: Eukaryota; Metazoa; Chordata; Actinopteri; Cyprinodontiformes; Rivulidae
Gene: fam3a
Product: FAM3 metabolism regulating signaling molecule A
Exons: 10
Coding region: 247-939 (230 amino acids)
Source: RefSeq, a predicted model, not a curated record
AGUCCCGACAGCGCUGAAAUAAAACUUUUCCCCUUGCUCUUUGACGACAGUUUGUCUUAUCUGGAAGGUUUCUUUUUCCACCUAAGAAAAGCKCCGAUGAAGCGCAGGAAACUGUAGAUGUCUGGAGGACGAGAGCAGCAGCAGCAGCUUGUCUUUCCGCUCGUGCGUCCAUUAGAUCCCAGCAAAGACGAAAAGUCGAGAGACGAUAUACUAGACAAGAUAAGAAGGCCGAGGAAACUGUGAACUAUGAGGCUGACAGGCCCUGUGCGAGCUGUGGUUGUGCUGCUCCUGGUCGGGCUCACCUGGCUGCUUGCAAACACUUUUUUCGGAGGAGAAGGUAUUUCAUCYGUGCGACAACUCUUGGGUGGCACAAAAGCAGAACCAACCCAAUCUGAACAACGUCCUCGAAAAUACAAAUGUGGACUUUCAGCUCCUUGUCCUCCAAAGCAUUUGGCUUUCCGUCUGGUUUCUGGUGCUGCUAACGUCAUCGGCCCCAAAAUCUGCUUGGAAGACAAGAUAUUAGUGAGCAGUGUGAAGAACAACGUUGGCAGGGGACUUAACAUAGCUUUGGUAAACGGGGUGACAGGUGAACUUUUGGAGACAAAAACCUUUGAUAUGUGGGCAGGAGAUGUUUCCGACUUGUUGAAGUUUCUUCGACCCCUUCACGAGGGAACCCUUGUGUUUGUUGCUUCCUUUGAUGAUGCUGCUACAAAAAUGAACGACGAGUCUCGGAAACUGUUCGAGGGUCUYGGAAGCACCGCGGUGAAGGAGCUGGCCUUUAGAGACAGCUGGGUGUUUGUUGGAGCUAAGGGCAUUGAGAAUAAGAGUCCCUUUGAGCAGCGCAUGAAGAACAGUAAAAACAGCAACAAGUAUGAAGGCUGGCCCGAGUCUCUGGAGAUGGAUGGCUGUAUUCCCCUGCGACCACCUCUUGAAGGUUAAUUCUUCCUCAGACCGACUCGCGUGAUAUUACAGCAAGACUUGAAGAACCAACGGGGGGAAAAACAUGAUGGUCGUUAGAAAACCAGGGAGCUUCCUAACUGCUGUAACUGUACAAGACCUACAGGUGGUCAGGAGGAAUGGACUGAACCCCGAAUGUUUUGACUUGGAACUGGUUUGAAACAAGAAUCUUGAGCUGCUUUUGCUUGAAACAGAUUUUAUAAAGAACAAAGAAAUAAUGUCA